AUGAGGUUGUCAUCUGGAGCAAGUGGUGAUUCGACGUUAAAUCACGCUGGUGACAGUGAAGUGCAACUGAGUAAAGCUGAAGCCGAAGUAUAUGACCGUCAGAUACGACUGUGGGGAUUAGAAGCGCAACAAAACGCUUUCAUUUGUGGAUUGUCUGGUGUGGGCGCGGAAAUCGCCAAAAAUCUUAUGCUAUGUGGUCUGCGUUCCCUCACGCUUAUGGACAAGGAAGUCGUGAAAAGGGAUGACAUCGAUUCUAAUUUUUUACUCGGAGUUGGCUCCGUUGGUCUAAAUGUAUGUUUUUAUGAUGCUUCGAGUAUUGUUGUGAGGUUGAGAACAGGAGUGUGCUUAAUUUAUAGCAUGCGAGGCAACGGAGAUUCGUUGAUUUUCAGCUUCAUCGCAUGCAGUGUUUAUGGCUGGGUGGGUUACUCUUUCUUCGAUUUCAACAACCAUCUCUUCCUCAGGUGGAUGUUCCACUAUCCGAGUUUUGCGGAUGCUUUCAACGUUGAUUGGUCCAAGAAGCAGUUGGUACGAAAAUCGAGACGUCUCAUUCCCUGCAGCUAUUUUCCUCUUAAAGCUAUGUUGCGUGCCCAAAAAGAGAGCAAAUUAACUGGGGACGAGGUCAAUGAUGUUAGCGCACUUUCAAAAUUAUGGAGCGAAGAGGUAUCAGUGAUGAACCUUCUUAUCACGUGUUCGCUGCGCCCUCCCUUGUUUCGCACUUUUCAUUUUUUUUUCCUUCAGGCAUUGUCAGAGAAAGAGCGUCCUCUCCAAAAUGUGUUCAUUUACUCUGCACUUGACACGACAGGGAUCGUCUGCCACUUCCCACCACCUCAUUGA
Haemonchus placei is the source of this 834-nucleotide messenger RNA. The record is from the annotation of a GenBank genome assembly. Lineage: Eukaryota; Metazoa; Nematoda; Chromadorea; Rhabditida; Trichostrongylidae.